Messenger RNA from Labrus bergylta (ballan wrasse), 4448 nucleotides. RefSeq names its product TBC1 domain family, member 16 (gene tbc1d16). Gene Ontology annotation, molecular function: GTPase activator activity. The record is from RefSeq and is a predicted model, not a curated record. Gene Ontology annotation, biological process: activation of GTPase activity. NCBI's taxonomy places the organism in Eukaryota, Metazoa, Chordata, Actinopteri, Labriformes, Labridae. Gene Ontology annotation, cellular component: early endosome.
GCAGCCAAACGUGUGGUGUCACUGUCGGGAGAUCAACACAGGGAUACAAACAAGACUACAGCUCCCUGACAGCUGGGAUAAAUCCAGGGGAAAGGAGGUGAAACGACGCCGGUGCCCGCUGCUCGGUUCCCCCCGCCUGCCCGGUGACAUGGAUGUCCUACACGGGCUGCAGUAGACUUCUGCUGCGGGACUGAAGAGGAUAUGGGCCCAGAGUCCCCGCGCCUGAGGAGAUGUCUCUGGGUCGGCUCCUGCGGCGCGCCUCCUCCAAAGCCUCCGACCUCCUGACCUUUAAUCCGGGUGCGGGGGGCACGUCGUUGCGCUCGGGCCUGGAUGGCGAAAUCAUUUUCUCCAAAAAUAACGUUUGUGUGCACCCUGCAGAGCCCCUGCCCGGCCUGGCGGAACACCACCCGGGCUACCUGUGUGUGCACACGGAGAAAGAUGAUAGCCUGGGCACCACUCUGAUUCUGACAUGGGUGCCCAACUCCCGCAUCCAGAAGCAGGAUGAGGAGGCGCUGCGCUACAUCACGCCAGAGAGCUCCCCUGUACGCAGGAACGCACGCCGCAGGGGCCGACGGCCUCACUCGCGGCCCCCUGCAGCCCCGGAGGAAGAAGAUGACGAGGAGAGGAACAUAACCAGCAGCACCUCUGGGGAGAGCCACAGCCUGGUGGUGGUGGAGGCGGGAGCCGAUCCAUCCUCACACCAGCAGCCACUGCCUUCGACCACGGAGGAGGGUGACGAGCUGUCGGACGAAGUGAGCCGGGACAGCACCAUGGGGUCGGACUCGGACACUUUCUCCUCUCCCUUCUGCCUGUCCCCCGUCAGCGAGGCCCUCUGUGAAAGCAGCGGCUCCGUCUUCCUGGACAGCGAAAGCAGGGAGCUGUGCGAGGAGGCCAUGACCCACUCUGUAAGCUCCGCCUCCAGCCUGGACAGCCACGCCCCCUCCGAGUGCAGCGGACAGUCGCAGGGUGUGCGCUGGGAGGAGCAGCAGAAGGUGUUGGCUCUGGAGCAGCUGUGUGGCGUUUUCAGGGUGGACCUGGGUCACAUGAGGUCACUGAGACUUUUCUUCAGUGAUGAGGCGUGCACCAGUGGCCAGCUGGUGAUAGCCAGCAGAGAGAGCCAAUAUAAGAUCCUCCACUUCCAUCACGCCGGCCUGGACAAGCUGUCGGAGGUCUUUCAACAGUGGAAGUGCUGCAGGGAAACUCAGCUCAAAGACCAGGUGUCAGUUGAGAAGUCCUGCAUGCAGUUUUCCAUCCAGCGGCCCACCCUGCCAUCCGCUGAGACUCACCCGGAGGAGAAGCUUUAUCGGCGGCUGGACGUCACCACCUGGCUGCGUCACCUCAACCACAACGGCCAGGUGGAGGAGGAGUACAAGCUGCGCAAGGCCAUCUUCUUCGGUGGUAUCGACCCAUCCAUCCGCGGCGAGGUGUGGCCCUUCCUGCUGCACUACUACAGCUACGACUCCUCGUCUCAGGAGAGGGAGGCCUGGAGACUGCAGAAACGCACCCUCUAUCACGAGAUCCAGCAGAGGAGAUUGUCCAUGAGCCCGGAGGAGCACAGCGAGUUCUGGAGAAAGGUGCAGUUCACGGUGGAUAAAGACGUGGUGAGGACGGACCGAAGCAACCUCUUCUUCAGAGGAGAGAACAACCCCAAUGUGGAGAUCAUGAGGAGGAUUCUGCUCAACUAUGCAGUGUUCAACCCGGACAUGGGAUACUGCCAGGGCAUGUCGGACCUGGUGGCCCCCCUGCUCACCGAGAUCCAGGACGAAAGCGACACCUUCUGGUGCUUCGUUGGCCUCAUGGAGAACACCAUCUUCAUCAGCUCACCUCGGGAUGAAGACAUGGAGAGGCAGCUGAUGUACCUGCGGGAGCUGCUGCGUCUCAUGCUGCCUCGCUUCCACCAGCACCUGACCCGGCUGGGGGAGGACGGCCUCCAGCUGCUCUUCUGCCACCGCUGGAUCCUGCUCUGCUUCAAGCGAGAGUUCCCCGACACCGAGGCUCUCCGCAUGUGGGAGGCCUGCUGGGCACACUACCAGACGGAUUACUUCCACCUGUUCCUCUGUGUGGCCAUCAUUGUUCUCUACGGUGAGGAUGUGACAGAGCAGCUGCUCGCCACCGACCAAAUGCUGCUCCACUUCAGCAACCUCUCCAUGCACAUGAACGGAGAGUUGGUGCUACGCAAGGCUCGCAGCCUUCUCUACCAGUUCCGCCUCCUACCCAGAAUCCCCUGCAGUCUGCAUGACCUUUGUAAACUGUGUGGCCCGGGGAUGUGGGACAGCCGCUACAUCCCCGCAGUGGAGUGUUCGGGCGAGCACCCAGACUCACAGAGCUGCCCCUAUGGAGGCACCUCCACCCCGCAGCCCUCCUCGCCCUCUCCGUCGUCCACGCCCUUGCCCUCACCGAAUCCCACGCCUCCGUCGGAGGGCAAGAGAGGCUCCAAAACCCGGGACAUAUUCACCUUUCGGAAACAGUCCUGAGGUGGAGGCUGCAGGGAGCUUGGCUGGUCUUUUGCUCGUGUCAGCUUCAGCAGAGUUCUGGAUCCUUCUGUUGGAUUCUUGGACUGUUUGCUGCCCUGUCUCUCAACAGUCUCUGCUUCUAGUUUUCACCGUCUUAAAAAGGGAUUUUUCACGUGAUCCUUUCAUGUGUUGCAUCGUGGAGACACUGCCUUACCAGAACGUUUGUUUGCAGCACUGAGUGUCACAUGAAUCUGUGCUGAGGACACACAGGCAGACAAGAGGCGGCGGCUUCAUUCACAGCAGACAAUCAUCAGGCCCUGUGCUGGUCUGGAGCUCCUUCAGGUUCAAGUCUGCUGCUGGCUUGGCAAACUUCCAGGGGUCUUUGUGGGCAGGGGGGGGUCACAUCAGGGUUGGAGGCAACCAGUCUGACUACGUGCAGACUCUGACUGAGGGGUCAAAUGCAAACUGGAGAUUCAUUCAUGAGAAUUUAAAAAAUGUUCCUGUGUUCUCACAAUGGAAUAUUUGUGUGAAUAUCAGAUUAUAUAAAGUAUGUGUGUGUAUCUCAUGGCUGAACAUGAAAUCCACAACCUCUGUGGGUUCACCUACAAACGGGAUUAUAAAGAAUUACCAGUCCUUUUUAAGUUUUCUUCAAAAUUCAUUCCCAAACAAAUGAAUGUUUCCAUUUAUAUCAGCAGUUGCAAAUAUUUAGCAAUACUAUAUCCUUGCAUGAGCGAUUCUUGACGUAUAAAGGGGGCACAGCGCGUGUUGUUGCAAAAACACUCGAGGGAAGAAUGUGUUUACACGACAAACAACCGGCAUCAUGAUACGGCUCCUGCACAUUUCCUCAUCAGAUUGUGAUAAGGGACGUUCCCAUUCUUUUGUUGUUUCGUUGACAAGCAUGAGGAAGCAUUGUGUUUCCUUCUGGUAAAGUCAGACGAUCUUGUUACCUGUCGAGCCGCAGGAGGGUUAACCAUUGACACGUUGCUAUGUGAGAUGUAAUGUGAGUGUCCUGGGUGAUGUACAGCACUCAUCGAGCCAUCGAGAGAAGAGAUCCCUGAUGGUUUUGGCAGAGAGAGUGGUGAUGUCUUACUUGAAGUUUCCUCGUCUGUGUCGGACAGGGGGUGUGGCAUAUCGUCAGCACGGUGUUGUUUUUUUCUCCGUCUCUUCACUUUAAACAGAAUGACUAUACGCACUAUCAACACUUCAGAAAUCAGUCCACAUGAAUGUAUCUGCUUUUUUUUUUGUCUUCUGCCUUUUUUUUCUAACUCAAAACUUCUCAGUGUACGUGUGGAUGCGUGCAUGAGUGUGUGACCUCUCCAAACAUCUGGUAAUGAGUUGGAGAGCAGCCGUAGACCCCCCCCCCCAACCCUCCCGGCUCCCCCGACCGGUCUCUUUAAUUAUGGCCGUCAUCAUCAUGGGGCAAAACCUGGGAGAGAGAAGAAGAAGAAGAAGGAAAAUCCGGCUGUUGGGAAUCUUCAGAGGGGGGAAAAAAAACGUGAGAGAUGUGGAGAGGGAGGGGAACAUUUAGGCUUCGUACAGGGGUGUGUAGGGAUCUUGCCUCUGUGAUUUGCAAGUCCCAGAUGUAACGAUGGUCUCCGCUCUGAGGCUUUUCCCUGAGAGCUUGUGAGUGACACUCCCAAGGGGGGAGGGGGGGGGAUAUCUUCAAAUUGGUCCUAAAAUGUAGCAUUAAGACCUUCAAUCAGCCUUCCUUUGCCACCCACCCGCUCUCUCUCUCUCUCUCUCUCUCUCUCUCGUGGUCUCUCUCUCUCUCUUGCUCGCUCACUCACUCAGCGAGCAGUCUCUUCAAAUGACAUUCAUAACUGCUCCUUUUCCCUAUUAGUUAUCAUGUGCAGCUGCUAGCUCAAACUGCCUGCAGAGUUUUGAAGAUUGGGUGGCGGCAGGAAAAUGAGCAAAGUCAGGGAUGCACGAUGGAGAAGUUGUGUGUGUGUGUGUGUGUGUGUGUGUGUGUGUGUGUGUGUGUGUGUGUGUGUGUGU